CCGCCUCCCCCAAGUCGGACGACACCUCCUCCUGCGACGCCCUGCUUCGUUCUGCUCCGUCGUUCUGCUCCGUCGUGCUGCAUCCUUGACCACUGUCCACCAUAGAGAGCUCCUCGCUGUCCCCAGGGCGCUCCCUGACUCGACACCGGCUGCUGCAACUCCUCCCCUCUCUCUCUCUUCUCCCUCUCUCGCUGCCCCGAGAGACGUGGUGUUCUGGUCCUGCUGGCUGCUCCUGUGCCCCCUUCUUUGUCUACGCCAUCCAGCACACGACGACGCACGACGCACGACGCACGACACACGACGCACGAACUGCAGCUAAUUUGUCCCCCUCCUCUUCGCCUGUAUCGACGCCCUACUGCUGCCGUUCGACUCCCGUCCCCCUUCUUUGCGUGCUCUCUCUAGUCCAGAGACUACACCUCCCCCAAGUCCCGGAAAGGGGUCGUCAGGAUGGACCCGGACUGCGCCAUCUGUCACGCUCCGGCCUCCCUCGCCUGCGACUGCGAGGCGAAGGGCCUGGAGGUCGCCGUGAGGCAAGCCGAGAAUCGAAUGAUGCAGUCGAUAUAUAAUGAUAUACGAUCAUGGGUACGAGCUCAUGCACAGGACUACAUCCUCCAAUACUUCCAACUUCUCACAGAGCGACGCAAAGCGGCCCACGCUCAACACCUCGAACGCCUCUCGGCGCACUCGUAUCAUUAUUACCACGCGCCGCCGCACCCCAACGAGAUCUCGGCCGCCCAGGCCCAGCUGAAGCGAGGCAUUGACGAAGACUGGCAAGCGUCGGUGCAACGCUAUCCCGAAGUGCUCGAGUACUUCUUCAGCCUGGUGGAACUGACCCUCCCCGACGACAACGAGCAAGCCGUCAAGGACCCGCCCCUCAGCGCCCUUAGCGGGCCGCGAAAGGGGGCCCGGCGUGUCGGUGGCGGCGGCGCUACAACCGUCGCGAGCGGGCCCAGCCUUGCUGCUCACGAGAGAGACUUGCCCAUGCCUCGGCGUACCCCACCACCGCUCGAGCCCCUGCGUGAGAGGAGGACUCCGGGCCCGAGAGAGCGGAGGCAGUCCUAUGGGAGACCGCCCCCGCCCCCGCCGUCGUACUACCCGCCGCCUUAUUGACACGAUGUCGAAGGGUGGUGGUAUCGUGAAGGUGGCACGGAAGGAUGACGGUCGCUCAUUUCCGGCAUCACCUUUUUCCUCGCCUACGCACCAUUUGGCCGUCUUCUCCGCCGUUUUCAUCGUCUUCGACAUGCUGAUGAGUCAUAACGGGAGCAUAUGUUUGCGUUUGGAUAUCCUCUCUGGCUAGCGUUUCACGACAACGAUUUGCAUUGCCUCGGCCUGGCUUCUGCGUUUUGUUUUUCUUUUUUUCUUGGAUGCCAUUGUUGGGAGUUUGUUCAUCUUGCCUCUUGUCCCCCUUCUUCG
This is a messenger RNA of Thermothelomyces thermophilus ATCC 42464, 1413 nucleotides long. RefSeq lists its product as uncharacterized. Lineage: Eukaryota; Fungi; Ascomycota; Sordariomycetes; Sordariales; Chaetomiaceae. The transcript has 3 exons. The coding region runs from base 448 to 1110 and encodes 220 amino acids. The record is from RefSeq and is a predicted model, not a curated record.